CAGUCCAGUGAUGGUUGCCGGCUCUGAUGGAUGUGAGUUCCAAGUGUGUUCGUCCACGUACAGCACAGCACAUGGUCCAGCUCUCUCGGGGGAGAACCGUUUAGUGAAUAUUUGUUGAUUCAGUAAAUUAUCGGUUUUGCGUUGCUAUAAAUUUGAGCGAUUAGCAGACAGCUAUCUCGGAGGAAGUACACAAAAUUGGAGUGAUUCGUGUUCCCAUUGAAGGUGAUCCUCAGACGAACCGUUAAAAGUGGAUCACGCUACUCCAAAAAUGCUAAAAUUCAGCGGUUCCAACUGGUUCGCGAAGCCCCACUCGCGGAAGAAAACCAACGGAGCCAAACCGCAGCAGGCAUUGGUGAGCUUUGCCGAUCCAGAGGUUCCGGAAGUGCCUCCGAGAACUCAUCGCCGGAAGGGUCGCUCGAGUCCGGCGGCCACUAGUCCCUUGGACCAGCGGCACCAGGUGCAGUUCCAGCAGCAGGUCUCGUGGGCCAGCGAGUCGAGCACGGUGACCGAGAGUUUAGGCGGGGACAGUCUCUUCUCCCGACAGAGUAGCUUCCGGCAGAGUGUCGCCAGCAGUGCCAGCAGGAGGCCACCACAGCCGUUGUCGCGACGAGCCCGCAAAAUCAUGGCCGAUACCGAGAAGGAGGAAGCGGUCAACUUGCAGGUGGAGUUUGAGUGGGUUCUUCACGAGGAGGUUCAUUCGGUGCUGAAGCAGCUGCACGCCAUCCUGGUCGAGUGUGCGCACCGGUUUCCGGUGCCCCUGUACGGGAACGAGGGCAAGAAGCAGGACAAGUUCAUCCUGACGGCGGCUCCCGAGCAGCUCAAGUGCGUGGUCACGUUGACCGGGGACAGCAUCACGCAUGCGGAUAUCAACUUUAAGGUCCAACGGCAGCAGCAGCAAACCCAGCGGACCACAAUCACCCAGGACUAUCCGUGGAAGAUCCAGCAGGUGCAGGACGCCGCCAACCAUCUUCAGCAAGCAAUAAACCACAUCGACAAUGUGGACGGUUCGUACCACUUUAAGACCUCGGACGAGGUGCUGCACAUCCUGGGCAACAUUCUGGGGGCGUUGCAGCGGGGCCGGACAUCGUUGGUGGUGCCCCGGAAGAAGCCCAUCGACGAGCUGAUGAAGAGUCGCAACAUGAAGGCACUGUCGCCGAACCUGCCGGAAGAUCUGGCCAUCAGCUUUUACAUCCAGAGUCACAAGUUGAUCUUUGUGGCGUACCAGCUGACCAAUUUCCAGGGCACGAUGAAGUUCGACUCGUGCCAGGCGGAGUGUUCGGUGCCGUGGCUGAACGAGGUGCUGGUGCUGUUUACGGUGGCGCUGCAGCUGUGUCAACAGUUGAAGGAUAAGAUUUCAGUAUUCUCGCAGUACAAGGACUUUACCGUUGGCUCGCGGUCCGCCUCGGCCAUGUCCUACUGACUGGAGGCCUCUCCGGCCACGGAAGUCCUACUGUCGUGCCGGGCUUAAGGGUAACGGAGACGGCUUUGAACCCGCACGCAUCGCAUCGUUCAUCCACCAUCGCACAUCCGCUUCUAGUGAAAUCACGCAAAAACAAGUUCGUCGUCAAACCUGGUCCAGGAGCGAGGGCGCGCAAAAUCGACCGUUGUUGAAAAUAUUGAUGUUUGUUAACUACUAUAAAUUACUCGUGUUGUUAUCAUGGAUAAGGAGCCACGCUCUGCGGCGGAUGGUUCAUCGAACAAUUAAAGAAUUGCUCGUCGUCCCCGAAAAACGAGUCACGCGUGGAAUGCAAAAAAAAACAAGCUGGCACGUAGUUAUAAGUAAACAAAGUUAAUGUUUAAGAGUACUUAACAGUUGUAAGUAUACAGUAGUUACGUAAACAAAUAGUGGCAAAAAAAAACACAUUUACUCAAACAAUUUGUGCAAGUGGAGUUCGUCGCCGUCCCAAGCAGUAGCUGGUUUGGUUCGCAAAAAUGAAAACAGGAAAAGUGUGCAAUUAAUCGCGAUCGAUCGAUUGAUCGUGACGGUGGUGGAUGUGGUGUGUUGAGGACAUGUUGUAAAUAGGUGUUUUAAUAUGUUGAAUGUGUGUUUUAGGAAUCUCGAAACAGGAGGAAAACAAGAAAAAAAUAAUAAAUGAAGUAGUGGACUGAGCGACGAACUGGAAAUUGAUUUUAAAUUGAUCCUCAUGCAUUGUAUCUUACUAGGCGUAUUGAAGUUAUUCUUGAAAACAUUCGGCAUUUCAAGUUCUGGAAAAAAGUGGAAAUAAAUCGUUUUAUUACAUUA
Molecule: messenger RNA, 2242 nt
Organism: Culex quinquefasciatus (southern house mosquito)
Lineage: Eukaryota; Metazoa; Arthropoda; Insecta; Diptera; Culicidae
Gene: rogdi
Product: protein rogdi
Exons: 6
Coding region: 269-1420 (383 amino acids)
Cellular component (GO): RAVE complex
Source: RefSeq, a predicted model, not a curated record